AUGGAAGGGUUGUCGUUGCUCCUGCAACAGCUGCAGCAGCAGCAGCUGCAGCAGCAGCAGUUGCAGCAGCAGCAGCUGCACCAGCAGCAGCUGCAGCAGCAGCAACGGCAGCAGCAGUCCCCUGCACGAAUGCAGGAGCUGCUGCAGCGGAUUAGAGAGCAGACAGAACAGCAGCAGGCAGCUGAGCAAUGGAUACAAGCACUGCAGCAGAAGCAGCAGCAGCAGCAGCAAAGGCAACCGGCAGUGUCCGCAGAUCAGCAGGUACUCCAUCAGAUAAUUGGCAGACAGGCAGCGCAAAUGCAUGUGCUGCAGCAGCUGCAACAGCUGCAGCAGCUGCAGCAGUUGCAGCAGCUGCAGCAGCAAGCUCCGGCUGUCCUGCAGCGGUUGUUGCAGCAAGGCGGCACGCCGCAAGAGGAGCAGGAGCAGUUAUUGUGCGCCAUUAGCAGCAAAACGCUGCUGCUGCAGCAGCUUCAUCACCAGCGGCAGCAGCUGGCUGCGCAGCUGCAGCAUCAGCAGCAGCAGCAGGUUGCAGAGCAGCUAUCCAGUAUCGUGCAGGCUGAAAAGAAGGUGGAGCAGCAGAAGUUGUCUUUAGAACGGCAGCAGCAGCUGCUGCAGCGCACAGCAGCAGCAGCCGCUGCUCCUCCUCUCUCACCCACUAGCUACAUGCGGCAGCAGUUGCUGCAGCUGCUGCACCAGCAGCAGCGAGUUGUUGCAGCGGGAGUGGGAGACAGCAGGAGCAGCAGCAGCGUCCCAGCAUCUUGGGUUCCACCGCAACAGCCGCAGCAGCCGCAGCAGCAGCAGCAGCUGAGCGGAAACAGGAGCAGAGUAAUCCCUGGCGCUGUUCCCUUGAGGAGACGCAAACCCCCACCACGACGUCUGCAGCAGCACCAGGUGUCGCAGCAGCAGCAGCAGCAGGAGCACGGCGAGGCACAAGACAGUGCGAACGGCUCUUCGCCUACCUGUGGGCAGCAGCAGCAACAGCAGCAGCGGGAUGGGAAGGCCGACGCUGCUGCGGAUGGAGGCAGCAGCAGCACCAGCAGCAGCGAUGAGGAGUGCAGCCGAGCGACAGCAAAGGAGAGGCAAAAGCAGCAGCAGCAGCAGCAAGAAGCUGUUCUACAGCGUACCUGCGCCCAUGCUGCUUCAGUGGUUCGUUGGCACAAGAUGCGGCGGAAGCAGCAGCAGCAGCAGGAGCAGCAGCAGCAGGAGGAAGAGGAGGAGGAGGAGCAGCAAGAGCACCGUGAAAAGCGCCGUCGCGUGCAGCGGAAGAGCAGCCGCAGCAGCCGCAGCAGCAGCAGCAGCAGCAGCGAGACAGACGGCGAACGUACUGCAGCAGCAAUUCAGCAGAAGCUCUAUCGACGUUUGAAGCAGCUGCAAUUUGAAGAGGAUAUCGGCUUUCAAGGGAGGGGAAGGCGAGGAGUUGUUGCAAAACAACAAAUGAAACUCGCGGAUAAACUCAACGCCUUUGUCGCUAAUAAGUAG
Molecule: messenger RNA, 1479 nt
Organism: Eimeria acervulina
Lineage: Eukaryota; Apicomplexa; Conoidasida; Eucoccidiorida; Eimeriidae
Exons: 1
Coding region: 1-1479 (492 amino acids)
Source: RefSeq, a predicted model, not a curated record